Molecule: messenger RNA, 1756 nt
Organism: Bursaphelenchus okinawaensis
Lineage: Eukaryota; Metazoa; Nematoda; Chromadorea; Rhabditida; Aphelenchoididae
Source: the annotation of a GenBank genome assembly
AUGACUUCGGCGUACUUUGGAGUUGGUGGCGGCGGAGGUGGCGGAGCCCAAUCCGCCUACUUUGGUGUGGGCGGUGGACCGGCUGGAGGCGGUGGUGGAGCCAAGCCCGCAGCUGGAGGUGGCGGUGGUGGCGGCGGCGGAGGAGCACAAUCGGCCUAUUUUGGAGUUGGAGGUGGAACACCCGGGGCCGGAGCACAGUCGGCCUAUUUCGCGGUGGGCGGUGGACCAGCUGGAGGAGGAGGAGGCGGUGGCGGCGGUGGAGCCCCACCCCCACCACCACCAGCCGCUGGUGGCGGAGGAGGUAAGGGUUUUAAAAAAUUUUUUUUUAAAAUUUCAAAUUAAAAAAAAAUUCAAAUUUCAAAAUUAAUUUUUUUUUGAAGUUUCAAAUAUUAUAAUAUCUGUUGUUAUUGUCAUCUCCUGACUUAUGUUGUUACAGGUACAUCAACGAUGACUGCUGUUGGCGGAGCCCCAAUGGGAGGCGGCGGAGGUGGAACCUCGACUAUGACUGCUGUGGGAGCUGCACCAGCCGCUGGAGGCGGUAAGGUUAUUUUUUGAAUUUAAAUAAAUUUUUUUCAAGCUUUUGAAGCCUUUCUUGAUUAGUUUUUGAAUAUUUUUGGCCUUAGUUAUAUACCUGAAAAUUAAAAAAAAAUUGCGAAUACCAGACCAUACCUAUUUUCAGUACCUAUAUAAUCAUAUUUUUCAGUACCUAUAUUACCAUCUCUUUCAGGUCGCUCAACCAUGACCGCUGUUGGCGGAGCCCCAAUGGGUGGUGGUGGCACCUCAACAAUGACGGCCGUAGGCGGAGCCCCAAUGGGCGGAGGCGGCGGACAAUCGACCAUGACCGCCGUCGGCGGAGCGCCAAUGGGAGGCGGCGGAGGUGGUACCUCGACCAUGACUGCAGUUGGUGCUGCUCCAGGUGGAGGCGGUGAGUUUUUUCGUUUUAAAAUUUUUUGAAAUUUUGAAAUUUUUAAAUUUUCGUUUUUGCCAUUUCAUAAUAGAUAUCUUCAGGUAGAUCCACGAUGACUGCCGUAGGAGCCCCAAUGGGAGGUGGAGGUGGUGGAACCUCGACCAUGACCGCUGUAGGAGCCCCAAUGGGUGGUGGUGGCACCUCAACAAUGACGGCCGUAGGCGGAGCCCUAAUGGGUGGUGGCGGAGGUGGAACUUCAACCAUGACCGCUGUAGGAGCUGCACCAGGUGGUGGAGGUAAGCCUUUUGGGUUUAUAUUGUUAUUGUUUAGGGAUGCCGGAGGCCGUAAGUGUUUCGACCUUGUUUUAGCCAGCCAUUGCUUUCUUAUUUUUGUCAUUUUGAACCCAGUCUUCUUAUCAUUUCACUUACAGGUCGCUCAACCAUGACAGCCGUAGGCGGAGCCCCAAUGGGUGGUGGCGGCGGAGGAACCUCGACCAUGACUGCCGUAGGUGGAGCACCAGGAGGCGCACCAGGCGGCGGAACUUCAACGAUGACUGCCGUUGGAGGCGCAGUGGGCGGUGGAGCGCCACCCCCACCACCACCAGCUGGAGGUGGUGGCGGCGGCGGAGGUGGCGGAGCAACCUCAGCAUACUUCGGAGUUGGAGGCGGCGGAGGUGGUGGAGCCCAGUCCGCCUACUUUGGCGUCGGUGGCGGCGGUGGUGGUGGAGCCAAGCCCUCUGGUGGCGGCGGUGGAGCCGCACCUCAACCCGGACAAUCGGCCUACUUCGGAGUGUCGGGCGGUGGAGCUGGACAAGGUGGUGCCACAUCUGCUUACUUUGCUCCAAAAUAA